CAGAAAAAAAACAUUUUUUUGUACAAAAUAGUUUUGAGUUUGUACAGUCAAAGGUAGACACUGCUAUUUUUUUGAACACACCCCUUUCAACUAAUUGCCCAAUUGCACAGCCUUAAAGGGGUGGUAAAACACGGUUUUUCGAAGGCUUGAUUGUGUUCGUGGGGUGCACUAUAACAUAUGUUCAUGCUUCGUUUUUUAAAAAAAAUCAUUAUUUUUCAUAUAUUUUACCUUUACUCUACACUGCUCCGUCCCUCCAUGUAAAACGGUCUGAUGGUUUCCGGGUUCCAUGAAGCCAGUCCCACAAAAAUGGCAAUGGGCUCAGAUUGGAUAGCUGCCCCAGUGUGUUGUGAUUCGCUAACCGCCUAGCGAAUCACAACACACUGUGUUUUUCGGUAACGUCACGCCCCUUACCUUUACCAGUAGUCAGUGCUUUGGGGGUAUUAGAAACAAUGGCGUCAAUAAAACCAUACCAAUUUGAGCCCGAAUCGGACCCAGAAAAUUUUGAUGAAGAUGAUGGAGCAUUUCCUGUUCAAGAACGGCUGUUAAAUGACGUUUCAGAAUGGUGUACAUGUAAUAACUGUGCAAAAAUGCCAACUGAAGAGGAAAACAUCUGCUGCAAAGAAAUACAGAAGGUUGUAAAACGAAUGAUGGAGGUUCCAGACCCUCCUAAAUGUAUGGUUGAGCAUCCAGGUUUUGAACCAAACUGCUUAAAUCCGUAUACUUUGCAAAAUAUCAAUAAUAUUUACAGAGCCGACUAUGGACCAGUGAGACGCAGAAAUGAAGAGGAGCGCUUCCGUUAUCUGGCCUAUCGCAGCUUUGUCAGCUGGUGCUGGGGCUACCUAGGACGUAGUGUGAGGAUUGUCAUCCCCUCAUGUGUUGUUAACCGGAUCCGCCUACAGUUUCCUGAUCCAGCGGGACAGUAUGUUGGGUUCCGGCCACCCCUCGACUGAAUCGUGACACACGCUGGGCAAUCA
Messenger RNA from Carassius auratus (goldfish), 974 nucleotides. RefSeq names its product P2X purinoceptor 7-like. The record is from RefSeq and is a predicted model, not a curated record. The transcript is spliced from 4 exons. Lineage: Eukaryota; Metazoa; Chordata; Actinopteri; Cypriniformes; Cyprinidae. Bases 450 to 950 code for a protein of 166 amino acids.